AUGUUAACAUUGCGGGUGCGCCAUCUCAUUGCCUCUGGCAUCUCCAUAGUAAAAAAGGAUAUUGGCAUAUUCUUCGAAACUGCCAGCCAUUGUUCAUCGAUAGGUAGAUCAACGAACAAUCAAGUCACACAGCAGCCAAGUCAGCUCUUCUACGAUUUUUGUAAGUAUCUUACAAAUUUAAAAAGGUACAUAAUGAUCUAUUGA
This is a messenger RNA of Acanthoscelides obtectus, 204 nucleotides long. The record is from the annotation of a GenBank genome assembly. Lineage: Eukaryota; Metazoa; Arthropoda; Insecta; Coleoptera; Chrysomelidae.